Molecule: messenger RNA, 1028 nt
Organism: Malus domestica (apple)
Lineage: Eukaryota; Viridiplantae; Streptophyta; Magnoliopsida; Rosales; Rosaceae
Product: protein SMALL AUXIN UP-REGULATED RNA 51-like
Biological process (GO): response to auxin
Source: RefSeq, a predicted model, not a curated record
GGCAGUUGCCCCAGCAGACGUACCAGAAAUUUAAUGAUAAUGCAAUAUAAAAUAUCCCCUUAGAAUUAAAAUAUUCCAAUCAAUUCAUCACUCCAAGCCUCCCAACUCCUUUAAAUCCUGCCACCUGCUUCAGACUUUACACCAACGAACACAAAACCCAGCUUUUUUCUGCAUCUGCUAGCCCCCAUUUCUGCUUCAUGGAUUCAAAGAAGUCUAACAAGAUUAGGGAGAUUGUUAGGCUCCAACAGAUCCUAAAGAAGUGGAAAAAGCUAGCAAAUGCUUCUAAGAACACCACCACAACCAAUUCCUCAUCAGCUAAUACCAUAGUGAUGAAUAAUGUCAAUAGUACUACUACUAGUACUAGCAGCAAUGGCAGCAGCAGAAGCAUGAAGUUCUUCAAGAGAACACUCUCCUUCACAGACGUUUCCGCGGCUCAAAAUGACAUCGUGCCAAAAGGGUUUCUUGCCAUGUGUGUUGGGAAGGAGCUGAAGAGAUUUAUCAUCCCAACUGAGUACUUGGGUCACCAAGCUUUUCGGAUUCUGCUCCAGGAAGCCGAAGAGGAAUUCGGGUUUCAGCAAGCAGGUGUGCUCAAGAUUCCAUGUGAAGUGUCAGUGUUUGAGAAGAUCUUGAAAAUGGUUGAAGAGAAAAGGGAGGUGUUUUCCUUGCACAAUGAGUUUGGAUUCAUUAAUGCAGAGAAAGACAUGAUUGGCUUUUGCUCAUCUCCAUCAGAUUGUGAGCUUACACCAUCUCAUCACCCUCAAAUGUGCAGAUGAUGAAUACUUUUGAUAUAGUUUGAUAUUAUAUGUUCUUCCCCAUCUUUUUUCUUCUUUCUUUUGCUUUAUUUUGUGAAGAUAAUGUAAUGGAAGAGGGCUGAGUGUGCUUAGAGGAGGAUUUAGGGUUGGAUUAAUAAGGUGGAUUUCUUGUUCUACAUGAAAAUUAUUAGUUAAUAGUUGGAUUGAUGAUCUUCAAUUAAGAUCCAAGUUAUGUUGUAUCCACCAACAUAUACGGAUAUGAAACGUUCAUCUUAA